Molecule: messenger RNA, 2829 nt
Organism: Saccoglossus kowalevskii
Lineage: Eukaryota; Metazoa; Hemichordata; Enteropneusta; Harrimaniidae
Product: EF-hand domain-containing family member C2-like
Biological process (GO): regulation of neuron projection development
Cellular component (GO): microtubule
Molecular function (GO): calcium ion binding
Source: RefSeq, a predicted model, not a curated record
AGUUCGCAUAACAACUGGUCAGUUGCGAACGUAGCUGUGUGGACUUUUCAUAUCAUUCGUAACACAGCACAGUUUAUUGUAUAUUUCAUAUAUAUAAUAGCCAAGUCAGCAAAGAUGUCUUUGCCAUUUCUGCCAGGGAAUUCAUUCGAUCGUACUCUUGGAAAAGGAAAAUUUCAUAAAUCCCACCACUUUGAUCACUGUAACGAUGUGUCGUUGUUGGUCGGCGAGCACAAACCUGGUAUUGGCGGCAAAAGACUUUUAGGACAAAAGUCUAAGCCAAGACACAGCAAUAUCCCGAGAGGUGAAGGGAACGCAGCUCCAGCAUGGGUAGCCUUUGACCGUCAAGUGCUCUGCUUUGAUGCCUACUUCCAAGAAGCCGUCCAUGAGAAGCGUGAGGAGCAGUUCCGAAUCCGGAAUUGUAAGAUCUACUUUUAUCUGGAGGAUGAUUCCGUUCAAGUUACUGAACCUCAAGUGAAGAAUAGUGGUGUUCCACAAGGAACCCUGAUUCGUCGCCAUCGCAUCCCACUGCCACCUCCUAAUGAUGAUGAAUUCUACACCAUUGAGAACUUUAAUGUUGGCAAAGAAAUCACCUUGUAUUCACGUACAUUCAAAAUUACCAACUGUGAUCAAUUCACAUAUAACUUCCUCCGUAAACUUGGAGUGCGGGUAAAUCUUCCAGAAGAUACUCCAAGUGAUCCAUAUACUAAUCACAGGAAAAAUAUGGAUGAAACUCAACAACCGCUCCGUCCAUAUGAGAAAGUAGACACCCUGAAGCAGUUCUUGGACCAUGAUCGUCAUGUUCUGCGUUUCUUCUGCUAUUGGGAUGACAGUGAUAACAUGUUUGGAGAUUCACGCGAGAUGGUCUUGCAUUAUUUUCUGGCUGACGACACUAUCGAGAUCCGUGAAGUCAUUCCAGCAAACUCUGGACGUGAUGCUGCACCUAUGUUUCUACGACGAGCACGCUUACCUAAGACUGCACCCGAGUCUCUGCGACAACCCGGUGAAAAUACUGGUCGCACCGUACUCAACGUAUUUGGACCCAUGGGCCAUGGUGGACGCUACAUCCUUGAUAGUCUCAAGACUGGCGCAGUAAUCACCGAUUACUACACUGACAGAGAUCUUCAGAUUGGUUCUAUCGUUAAUGUGUGGGGAAGGAAGUUUGUACUCUGUGAUUGUGACAAUUUCACAAAAGAAUACUACAGAACAAAAUUCGGACUAACCGACUUUUCUGCACUCCAAUACAAAGGCGAUAAGCCGGGCAGAUACGAAAAGCAAUGGCCACCUUACAAUGGUUUUGGAUCUGAGGAAGAUUCACUGUGUUCAUGUAUGGGAUUAUUACCCAAGCCACCACGCAGAGAUUUCAUCAAAUUUAUGGAGAAAGACAGACAUGGAUUAGAUAGUAAUGUUCUGCGGUUUGUUGCCCGUCUUGAUACGACUAAACCAAUUGAUAUAGACAGACGAUUCAUCAUCUCCUACUUCCUGUCAGAUGAUAGUAUUGCUGUCUUCGAACCACCGCAGAGAAACUCUGGUAUAAUUGGUGGUAAGUUCCUAGAGAGAGGACGGAUUAAGAAACCAAACCAGCCUCGGUUCAGUACCAAAUUAUCAGAGUAUUUUAUGGCUACUGAUCUGUACGUUGGCAGCCGUGUUGAUUUCAACUGUCACAUUUUCAUCUUGACUGACGCCGAUGAGUAUGCAUACCGCUAUAUGGAGAAACACGCACAGGAGUUCCAAGUGGCUGAUAUUAAUGCUAUUCUGAAGAGAUUAAAGGAUGUGGGACAGGCCAAUGUGGAGCAAAUUGCUGAUUUCUUCAAGAGAAAUGACCCAGACAGUUUGGGAAAAAUACGCUAUGAACAGUUCAGAACCUUGCUACAACAAAUAGCUUCUAGCAGACUAACAGAGCAUUCGAUCGUUACAAUUGCCCGUUACUUUAGUGAUCGUCAGGAGGAUAGGAUAGACAUUACAGUGCUGGCUUCUAUUGCCCAAGAACAACUACGUAAAAACAACUUUGAGAAUUUUGCCAAGUUGAUUGAGAGUUUUACACAUCACGAUACUGAUGCCUCUGGUUACAUUGACCCAGAGCAAGUGCGUAGUGUGUGCCAUGCAUUCCAUGUGCCGCUACCUGAUGACCUUCUAAGAACUAUAAUAUCGAGAGGGGAAAUGAACGAACAAGGCCAGGUGAAUUAUUCUAGUUUCAUAAAGAUGUUGAACUGGCGAGAGAACCCAAUCACGAACGUACAAUACACCCAGCCACCUAUGACCUUAGACCAAAGCUGGUCCGGAAACAGCCCUAGUGAAGGUGUCCAGUUUGUCAACUAUGUUGCUUUAAUGCAGGAACUGUUUGGAGCAUCACGAGAAUAGAUAGAAAAUAUUAAGAUAGAAUAUGUGGAAUAUUAUACAACUAUGAAACAUGUUUUUGGAGUGAUAGUAACAAGAACAACAACAACAAUUUUUGUGGAUAUACUGUACAAACAAGUUAUAAUAUUUUCUAUGUAUUAAAAUUUGAAGACAUUAUUUAAAAAAAAUAAAAUUUUCCAUUUAUAAAAGAAGGCCUCUUUUUAUAAUUAAUUCUGUUGCAUACAUAUCUAGCAGUGUUUAAAAGUCAGAACAUUUAACUUUGAAAGUUGCUAUUGUUUAUUUUUGUGGGCCAGCUGUGUGCAACUUCACUGUUAAUACUAUUUUGUAGAUGAGUAUUUUUUUUACUGUAAAUUGUUUUUAGAAUGAGAAUUGGAGCAAGAUUGAUUGUAAAUAUGUUGAUUUUUUAUCUUAAACCCUCAAUCCAUGUGUACUGUAACUGAUAUUGUUAUUAUGCAAAUAAAUAAUUUGCUUAUA